Lagopus muta (rock ptarmigan) is the source of this 2653-nucleotide messenger RNA. It is a transcript of the gene CFAP410, whose product is annotated as cilia and flagella associated protein 410. The coding region runs from base 1025 to 1732 and encodes 235 amino acids. Gene Ontology annotation, biological process: cytoskeleton organization; mRNA splicing, via spliceosome. Gene Ontology annotation, molecular function: protein binding. The transcript has 8 exons. The record is from RefSeq and is a predicted model, not a curated record. NCBI's taxonomy places the organism in Eukaryota, Metazoa, Chordata, Aves, Galliformes, Phasianidae. Gene Ontology annotation, cellular component: U4/U6 x U5 tri-snRNP complex.
GCCCGGCCAUGAGGCUGAGCCGGGCGGCCGUGCUGGCCCGGGCCAAGGCCGUCGCGCUCGAUGGGGUCCGGCGGCUGAACUGCUGGGGCAGCCGCCUCACCGAUGGAAGGGAUGUCCGGGUGAGAGGGAUGGAUCCUUCCUAGAAAGCAGCGUAAGGACGGCAGAGCUACUGGAAAGAAGAGCAGUGAGAUGCUGGCAGGGUGCAAAGGGUGGAGGCUCUGCUGAUUCUGUGCUGGCUCUGGCAGCAAAUCCCUCAGAUAUCGAUAUGCCGGGAUCUGCCCAACGUUGAGGUGAUCACAUUCAGGUGAAUCCCAAGCUGCUGGCCUUGGAAAGAGUGGAGAUCACGUGUUCCACACACCUGUGUCCUGGCAUUUGGUUUGGUGCUGCCUCUUAGAGUGUGUCUCCAAGCUGACAGCCUCUCCUCGCCUCUUUUCUCAAGCAGCAGAGAUGUGGAAAUGCUUAUCCUUCAGCACGCUCCUCUGCACCUGUCCCAUUGCUAUUUGUUCUGAGAGGGACUAAAAUGUCGUAGGGUUUUUGCUCCUUCUGUCAUUUUCCAUGAUUUAAAUGGGAUUUUCUGGGCCUCCACAUGAAGCCAGUUUGCAGAAGGCUGGUUGAAAUGCUUGGAUCUCUCCAAGCUCCACAUUUCUGCCAUCUCAUGUGGAGCUUCUGCUAUCUUUGAAAUUGAGCUUUUCAGCUUGGGAAUCUUCUGGGGGUUCUCCUUCAGCUUGGGAAUCUUCUGUGGGUUCUCCUUCAGCUUGAGCUGCUAGAGAAAAGGGCAUCAGUGUGAUGCAUGGUUGGGGGAAGCAAAAGCUGUUUGUCAUCUUCAGCAGAGAGCAGCGCCUGCUUUUUUAAUUCCUCCCUCUGUUUACAAAGAUGAAAUGCCAUCUUUUUGUUCUGUGCAAAGCCGUAGGCUCCUGAACACCGCCCUCGCUGUGUCGGUGUGAGGCUUCUCAGUGAAGCUGAUGCAGAAAAAGGGGCUGAAAAGCUGCGUGCUUCAGGGACCCUGCUCACCACUUAGGGCACAAUGAGGAGGGGUGGGCUGAGCCUGUGCUCUCUCUGCAGCCUGAAUGGCAUCUCAGACCUCGAGCCGCUGAACCAGUGCCAGAAUCUGAGCGAGCUCUACCUGAGGAAGAACAACAUAGCAAGCCUGAAUGAGCUCUUCUACCUCAAAAACCUGCCCCGGCUGAGGGUCCUGUGGCUGUCUGAAAACCCCUGCUGUGGCUCGGACCCCCACCGCUACAGGAUGACGGUGCUCCGCAACCUCCCCAGCCUGCAGAAGCUGGAUAAUCAAGCCGUGACAGAGGAAGAGCUGUCCCAGGCCAUGGUUGAUGGGGAGGAAAUCACGGCCCCACCAGCCAGGAGGAGCAUGGAGAACGGCUGCUCCGCAUCCACAGAGUCCAGUGCUGCCGAAUCCACAAUGGAGACUGAGAGCGAGCUGCUGAGCUUCGGUUUGGAGGAGACCAAGCUGUGCUGUAGCGGGGUGCUUGCUGGCAGCUGCAUGUGCAGACAAAGCAAAAUCCGAGAGCAGCUUGGUAUGAAGCCUGUUCCUAGGGAUAAAUUUUCCUCCUUCUCACCUCAAGAGACGGACUGUAGCCAAAAUACAAGAAACAACGUGCUGAGUGCCAUCCUGCUACUCACGAAGGAACUGGACGCAGAGGGUCUGGAGGUCGUCCAGGAGACAGUGGGGAGGAGACUGCAGGCCUUUCGGAAGAGGGAGCUGCAGGAGGAGUGAGGGUGUGUGCCGUGUCCUCCCUGGGGCAUUCGGUGAGGCGGGCAGCUCGGCCCCAGCCCAGCAGCACCACUCUGCCCAUACAUGCCUGGCUCAGCACGUUCCACCGCACUUCCCCUGCGGAUGGGGCGAUGCUGGCUGAGUGAAAGUGCCCCUUUAGCUCUCCUGACAUUGCCCCUGGCUGCGUGCAUCACGUUGGCGGGAUCUGCCUCUCGGGAGCUUUCCUGCUGGCGUGGCAGGCUCUGCUGCUGUGUGUGCGUCCUGUCACUGGGGUCAUUCGAUGGGAGCCACAGCGGGAUCAACGAGAAAAAGCUAGCGGGGCUGUGGGCAGAGGUGCUGCUGUGCUCUGCAAAUGAAGGGGUUGGCAAAGCCUGACAGCAGCCAGAAGUCCCACUGCUCCCUGUUGGCCGAGCUCUUGGCCAGUUGUCAUUCUGGGUCUGCGUAGAGCAGGCUCUGAAGGCAGCUUCUCUCACAAAGGUUUGUUUGAAUCUUGGAAAGACGCUGCCUAAAGGAUUUUCAAGAACUCUCUGGUACAGAUGGUGAAGGUCAAUGUCAAAUUCUUAAUUUAUCUUAAACUCCUGGUUUCUUUUGGCCUUGUUAGUACAAGCAGCAUCUGACUUGGUGGUCAGGUGGCCCAAAGAAGACCUUGAUUCAGCCUGGGUGAAACAGCAAAUCCUGAAUGCUCAGCUGUAGUUUCGCCCCUGCAUGCCCUCGCAGGCAUUAGAGCAGCCUAAGGAAAUUGUAACCUCGGAGCAAAAUAUCCCUGUGCAUUUGGGGAGAAAAUGAGCCAAGCAUUACUGUUCAAAUGCACAGGAAUCAAGGGUGGUGCUUAACUGAAAAAGCUGAAUUCAGAAAAAUUUUACCAAGCUGUUAAAUACCAUUUGAAACAUUGUGUCAUAGCAAAUAAAAGCCAUUUUCCCUGUA